ACGAUUUCUAGCGGCUGAACGCCAAAGACUUUUUUCUACUCCGUUUCCCACAAUUCAUUACGUUUCCAAGAUGGACAACCCUGCAGUUGAAAUUUGUGGAGUUAACGGAGCUUAUUACAAGGGAUUCCUUCGAGAUCUCCAUGAUGAUGGAGUAACUGUUGCAUUUGAAAACGAUUGGACUCCACCCCGUCGAGUACCCUUUGCAAAUGUGCGUAUUCCCCCUGAAAGAAAUGAUGACUUUGGAGACCUCCAUACCAAUGAUGAAGUUGAGGUUUACUCACGAUCUUGCGAAGGUGAACCAUGUGGAUGGUGGAGUGCCAAGGUGCAAGAUGCUAAGGGAGAGUUUUAUGUUAUUGAGUAUGUUGGAUGGGACAAUACUUACAAUGAAAUUGUGCAGAAAGAUCGGUUGAGACCCAAGAAUAAAAAUCCACCCAUCUCCAGCAACACAUUCAAUAAAGCAACUAUAAGUGUACCACAAGACCUGCGUUCAUACUCUGAAAAUGAUCAACAUCAUCGAGAGUUAGUCAAGUCAUCUGGAGUGAUGUCUGUACAUUACGAUGAUAAAACAGAAUCUCUUGUCGUCAUUGGUUAUUCAAUCCAGUCAGUUAGGAAAGCAGAGCUUCUAAGUGAGAUGCAUUUCCGUAGUCUACGUACAAAGAUAAUGUUAAUGCAACGUACCGAGGAAGCUGCCCAACAACUUGAGGUCACUAAGCAACAAACAGAAAGUUGUAUGGAAGAGUUUGUUGUUUCCGAGGACUUGAUGGGACUCGCAAUUGGAGCUCACGGAGUCAACAUCACCGAAGCACGCAACAUGUCGGGCGUUAAGAGAAUAGACCUUGAUGAACAUACCUGUACCUUUAGAAUAUUUGGUGAUACUGAAGAUGCAGUUCAAGCUGCAAGGGCAAAAUUAGAAUUUAUUCAAGAUAAAUUUGAAGUGCCAAGAGAGCUAAUAGGUAAAGUAAUUGGAAGAAAUGGACGAGUUAUACAAGAAAUUGUUGACAAGUCUGGUGUAGUACGCAUUAAAAUAGAAGGAGACAAUGAACGCGGAAGUACUGACAACUGUACUACGGUACCCUUCCUGUUCGUUGGUACUAAAGAAAAUAUUGGUAAUGCCAAAGUCCUACUAGAAUACCACGUUGGACAUCUUAAGGAAGUAGAACAACUUAGAUUGGAAAAGCUUCAGAUUGAUGAACAACUAAGAAGUCUUGGUGCAGGAUACAUUGCCGGACCGUACUUCCCACCCCCUAGAGAAAGGAAAGGAGACAGGGGUUAUGGCUCCGACUUUUCGGAGGAGAGCACAUCCAGCAGAGGUGGCGGAGGUAGAGGUGGUCGUAGAGGGCGUGUUUCCCGAGGAGGUAGAUUCAAUAACGAUAGAUACGAUUCAGCAUACAGUGGAUCAGAAAAAGAUACUGGAAUUUCUCAAUCUGGCGAUUGGGCCGAUCAAGUAAACCAUAGUGACUCAUCCUCAUAUAGCGGAAGAGGUGGUGGUGGUGGAAUGGCAAGGGGACGAGGCAGAGGACGAGGUAGAGGAAGGGGCUCUUACAGGCGGUACCCCUUUCAAGACAGUGGAAGAUAUACUGCAGGUGGUGGUAGUGAGCGAGUACUGCCCUCAGAGACUGAGGAUGAUGGCAAUACCUAUAACGAGAAUCGACGCCAAUAUGCUGAUGAAGACACGAUCUUAGAAGACCGAACGGCUGACGAGGAUGCAAGAAAUACUGAUGAUAAUUCAGGAAGAGGAAGGCGAAAAAGGAGGCCGAGGAAGAAUAAUAACAGGAAUCGUAACUCAAAUACUAUGCAAGACUUGAAGGAAGAAAACAAUGGAGUGCCUCCCUCUAGUGGCCAUGAUGAGGCACCAGCUCCCAAAGAAAUAGAGGAUAAUAAGUCUAAGAACUAUAAUUACCGUGAUCGAAGAGGCGGAGCUCCUUUCAAACGUGAAGACGGCCGUGGUGAUAGCUUUCGUGAUGGAAAAAUAAGACGCGAUGAUCGGUCAAACCGUAAAGACUCAUUUAAGCGUACGGAGAAGCCACCCAUGGAGGGUAAGAGGACCGAAGAGUCGAGUCCAGCAGUAACCGAAAACAACAGCAAGCCGCCAUCUGGUAAAAACAUAUCAAACGGACCUCGGCAGCAGCGGGAUCCACGUCCUCCUAGGCAAGAUAGAAAACCAAAAGAGGAGAAACAAUCAAAUUUAUCAAAGGUUAAUGGUGUGUCAAGUCAAGAAAAUAAACCUGCAGUAAAUAAGGCCAAAGCAAAAGAGACUAGCUCUGAAUCAGCGAGUAACACUCCUAAAUUAGUCAAUGGCACCGUAUAGCAGUAUGCGUUGGUAUAUUUUUGUGGUUAUCACCACGUCUUGUAAGUAGUGUGUAUAAGUAUCCGAUCCAAGUUUUCAUUACAUUGCGAUUUCUUAAUUUCCAAUUUUUUUUGUUUUUUUUUUUUGGUUUGACAUUUUUGUAAGCAGAGAUAGGUUAAUGGACCUUGAGUGCAAUAAAUGCAUCUUCACCUUUCAAAAUGUGUCAGCAACAUCCUUUGCAAUGCCUUUAUUUUCUAUAGUACCUACAGGGUUCUUGAUUUUCUGGAAGCUGAGGAAAGCACACAAUGUUGGGAAACAUUGUGAUGGUCAGUUUAUAAUAAUUUUGUAGUUUUCCUUGAACUAUUUUACUAUAGAUUAUUUCAAAUAUUCUUUAAAAACUUGCAGAUGUUUAUUGGUGAUUACAGUUAAAAUAACAGGUGUUUAAAUGUAAGCAUAUACUCCUGUGAGCAUGUUUAGUAAAAUUUGCAGGUGUUCGAAAUACAAGCAUAUGGUUCUUGUAUAAGCAUACUUAUUAAAAAUCUGAUGUUCAAAAUACUAGCAACUGGUUUUUGUGAGCAUGCUCAGUGAUAAUCUAGUGUUCAAAAUACAAGAAUGAUUUUAUGCGAGCGUGCUCCGUGUUACAGAAGAGCUAUCCUCAUUAUUAUUGUUAAAGAAAUACAUAUAUUAUAAUAAUUAAAAUUUGCAGGUGUUCAAAAUAUAUGGUUGGGUUAAUUUGAGCAUGCUAAGUAAAUUCUAAAGGUGUUCAAAAUACAAGAAUCAGUUCAUGUGAGCAUGGCCUAUACAAAAAUCUACACAUUUAAAUUGCUGUUAAGCAUAUGUUUGAAGUGUUUAGCAAUAUGUAUUAACAACACAUUUUAAUAUAUAAAGUACUUGGAGAAAAAUAUUAUCUCCCCUGUUCCAAGUUGGUCUGUUGUACCAUCUGAGCUGCCACUGGAUUUUCCUGUAAAACGUUUUUUUUUCUCAAAAUUUAUUUCAAGGUCAUAAAAUGUUUAAAGCCCUCAACUGUAACCAUCAAAAUUUUGCAUUCAUUGUAGUGAGGCUUUCUCAACAAGAAGCACAAAACCUACAAAAUAAUAAUGUAAAUACUAAAAAAUAGAUUCUUUUUCUAGAUAUGAAUUCAACAAUUGUUGUUGACUAUAAUUCUAUUAGUAUCAGUGACAGAUUUCACAUUGCUUCAUACACGUGUACCUAACUUGAACGUCACAAAAAUCAGCCCAACACAUUUAGUAAUAUAGUGCUUUGCAAAAUUUUAUGUCCGUCAAUUAGUAGGUCUAGUCAUUCUAAAUGCAAGAACAUUAUAUCUAAAUUUUUUUAAUUUCUCUUUGUUGCCAAGAAGAUAAUUUUUACUGUUUUGUUCACUCAGCUUCCGGUUUUUUGAUCCAUUUUUGAAAUAUUUGUAAACAGAACUGUACAAAAAAAAAAUAAGUGUUAGGUCAAAUUUUUGAUACAUUGUGAAAGAUGAUGAAACUAGUGUAAUAAUUGCAUCUUAAUAUAAACAAAAUAUUCUUAAAAUUACUGAUUUUCAUUGGAAAACAACUUUGUUUAUAGUAAUUCUAAACCAAAUUGAACAUAAAAACUCAUCAAUUUUUCAUAAUUGUCUUUGUUUAUCCAUCCAGUGUUGAAAUGAUUGUUGCCUUUAGUUUUUCACGAAUGAAUGUGUUAACAUAUCAGUCUGUAAUUGUAGUUUAGGAGUAUCUGGAAUCCACCUUGCUGAAUAGCGCCCUCAUCGCUAUAUAACAUGUAAAUUCAGAUAGGAAUCAAAAUGAACCGAAGCUUACAUUUAAAUAUUUUGAAGAAGUUAAUGGUGUUUUUUACUAUAUGGUACAUUUGUGAACAUGACAGAGUUUGGUUUUAAGUUUAAAAAUUCAGGUUACAUAAAUUAUGUUUAUGCAACUUCACCAAAAAUAAUAUGUAGCUUAUAAAGAAGUUUCCUCUGAAAUAUGCAUGUGUGAUACUAGUACUGUAAUAAAAUUUAAACUGUAUUCAUCGUCACUAACACUGAUGGUAAAAAUUGUAUUUAAAGUCUCAAAGGAAAGAGUAAGUAAAGCUCUCAACACAUUUAUCUUUAUGUGAAAAAAAUCUCUAAUUUGCCCAUAUAUGGGCAUGAUGAUGUCAUAUACCCAUAUAUGGGCAAAUAUCUGUAGUCUGCUCAUGUGAUGAUGUCAUAUAUUCAUAUAUGGGCAAACAUGAGAUAUUUGCACAUAUGGGCAGAUCAUAGGACAGAGCUAUAGCCACAUUUACAACUUGCUUAUUAAUGGUUGAGAAUAAAAAAAAUGUUGAACUCACUGUAUUGCAGUCCCACUUUCAUUAUUAUAUUGUGCCCAAAAUAUACAAGAACGGAUCUGAAAAAAAUAUAACUAAAUAGAAAGAAGAAAUAAGUGAGUAGAUUCACUAAAAAAAAAGAAGGAAAAGUGCUCACUGAUAAAAUAAUCGGUUUUGCUUCUGCUCAACCGAUUGUUGGCUAUAAAUAUUUGAUUAACAUUAUGUUAAUUUUUGCAGUUGAUUGAUGUUAAUUGAACCUCCAGCCUCCUACUUAUAUAGAUUUUAAGAUAAAUUUGGUAGACAGUCCCUUGUGUUUACAAUGUGCAACCCCUGAGGGUGCUGGUCUUAUGUACAAAAUAUUUUGGGAUGUUUACAAAAAAUGCAAUGUGUACUUAACAGUGGAUAAUAUACCAGAAGUGAAUUGAUAACCACAUUCUAGAUACAUGACUAGAGUACAAAAGUAUCCAGCGUCGUUUAUACGUCAACACUGUACAUACGUAAUCUCUUCGCUGGUAAAAAUACCAUUAUAUAUUGAUAUUCAGCAGCUAGUCUGGGUACUGUGUACAUAUACUGAUAUUCAGGAUCAAGGUACUGUGAGUAUCCAGUUUCUAGGCUCAACCAUGUACUGUAUCUAAGUAUUUUACUGUUUCUAGGUAAUCCAAAAGCACAGGUACUGUGCAGUCGGUAGGAUCAUGGAGGAUAUAUAUUUCCUCCAUGGUAGGAUCUAGGAACUGUGUACUGUCUAACAGUAUGUAGGCACAGUGUACUGGUGUGGAUCUUGGUACCGGUUCUGUCUUAUAGUAUCUAGACACUGUUUACCAGUGUAUAGUACCCAGGAUAUAAACACUAUCUACAUACUAUACUACUGUAUAAUUAAAUACAUACAGUACUAUAAUGUAUAGUGUCUGUAUUGUUGCCACUGAUAAUGAUAAUUUAUGUAGGCACUGUUUACCAUUGAAUAGUACCCAUGAUCUACACACAGGUAAUUUGAUACUGUCUAUCAUAUGUAGGCACUAUGUACCAGUGUGUAGUACACAGGAUCACAAGUACUGUGUACUGUAUAAUACUUUCAUAGCAAUCGUGUAGUUGUGUACACAGUACGUACAGUAGAUACUAUGAAGUCUUGACAUUGGCAAUGAUAUAUUGUAUAAAAGAACUGGCACUGACAAUUACAAAACAACCUGUCUGCUAUGACAACUUUCAGCUGAAAUUAAUAAAAUUAUGAUAAAA
Molecule: messenger RNA, 5800 nt
Organism: Anneissia japonica
Lineage: Eukaryota; Metazoa; Echinodermata; Crinoidea; Comatulida; Comatulidae
Product: fragile X mental retardation syndrome-related protein 1-like
Exons: 15
Coding region: 71-2308 (745 amino acids)
Biological process (GO): regulation of translation at postsynapse, modulating synaptic transmission; regulation of dendritic spine development; positive regulation of translation
Cellular component (GO): axon; nucleus; neuronal ribonucleoprotein granule
Molecular function (GO): mRNA 3'-UTR binding; protein homodimerization activity; translation regulator activity
Source: RefSeq, a predicted model, not a curated record